Dendronephthya gigantea is the source of this 956-nucleotide messenger RNA. Its product is annotated as annexin A7-like. Bases 145 to 783 code for a protein of 212 amino acids. The transcript has 3 exons. The record is from RefSeq and is a predicted model, not a curated record. Lineage: Eukaryota; Metazoa; Cnidaria; Anthozoa; Malacalcyonacea; Nephtheidae.
GGUUUUGUGUCAUAACACUCAUAACAUGUCGUACGUUGUAAAAUUGUAAAGUGCGAAUUUGUGAACUGUAUUUUGUCGCUAUGAAUAAACGGAGAAGAAAGUAAUAAAGCGUUUUGUGUGAUUGUUGUCAUUCAGAAUUUCAGUAUGGGAUGUGGCUCGUCAGCCCCGCGAGGGCAAGUGGUGCAACCAGGAGCCCGACCAGUUGGUCAAGCACCAGUGAUGGUUCAAGGUUCAACUGUGGGAUACCCUCAGCAAGGUUAUCAUCCACCUCCCCAGCGUAUGGUUGGACCCCAGCCAGGAUACCCCCAGCCAGGAUACCCUCAGCCAAGACCUGCAUACAUUCGUCCUCAAGGACCACCCCCUCGGAGUUACCCUGUACAGCAAUAUGGUCACAGACAACCAGCACCAGUCGGCUAUGCUCAACAACAACCAAACACGGUGGUGGUGAACAAUCAAGGGAACAAUAGAUCUGGUGCUGGUGACAUGAUGCUUGGUAUGGCAGUUGGUGCAACUCUGGCAAACUCUAUGCACCAUCACCAUGGUUAUGGUUAUGGUCACGGGGGUGGUUACCAUGAUCACGACACAAAUGUCAAUAUAUAUGAACACAAUGAGUAUAAUUAUGAACAAAAUGAAUAUGGUGGUGAUACAAAUGUUGAAAACUAUGAUGGAGGAUAUGCGGAUGGAGGAUAUGAUGGUGGUGGCUUCGAUGAUGGUGGUGGCUUCGAUGAUGGUGGUGGCUUUGAUGAUGGUGGUGGCUUCGAUGAUGGAGGUUUUGAUGACUAAAGACAUUAAAAGAACAAAUUAAUUUGCCACAAAGCAUCAGCAAAUAACACCCAAGUUUAAAAAUUUUUACUGCAUGGUACUUUAGACAAAUGUAAUUUAUAGACAUGAUAUGAAUAUUGUAAAGUUAUAGUAACUUUAGUAUGUGAAUAUUGUAAAGUUAAAGACAUCUGCAA